Molecule: messenger RNA, 1131 nt
Organism: Aspergillus steynii IBT 23096
Lineage: Eukaryota; Fungi; Ascomycota; Eurotiomycetes; Eurotiales; Aspergillaceae
Product: deoxyhypusine synthase
Exons: 2
Coding region: 1-1131 (376 amino acids)
Biological process (GO): peptidyl-hypusine biosynthetic process
Cellular component (GO): cytoplasm
Molecular function (GO): deoxyhypusine synthase activity
Source: RefSeq, a predicted model, not a curated record
AUGUCUCAGUCGCAGCCCAUCGGUGAGGUUGCCCCUCCUUCCGCUGCCACCAACGCCGUCCUAAUGGCCUCGGAACCCGUGCCCGAGGGGACUCACCAAGUGGAAGGAGUGGAUUUUGAGAAGUACAAGGGCCGCGAUAUCACGGUCGCAGAGAUGGUGGACAAUAUGAAGUAUAUGGGGUUCCAGGGGAGUGCAGUUGCGGAGGCUACUGGGAUCAUCAAUGAUAUGCGAGCAUAUCGAGACCCCGAGACCGGCGCAAAGACCACCAUUUUCCUGGGAUACACGUCUAACCUGAUUUCCUCUGGUUUACGCGAUACCAUCCGUUACCUCGUCCGCAACCGCCAUGUUUCCGCCAUCGUCACGACCGCCGGUGGUGUCGAGGAGGACCUAAUUAAGUGUCUGGCCCCGACCUACAUGGGAUCAUUCACCGCGCCGGGGGCCGGUUUGCGUGCCAAAGGAUUGAACCGAAUCGGUAACCUGUUGGUCCCGAAUAGCAACUACUGUGCGUUUGAAGACUGGUUGGUCCCCAUUCUGGAUAAAAUGUUGGAGGAACAGGAGGCCGCCAAAAAGAAGGCCCUGCAGACGGGCAACGAGGAGGACGAGUUGCACUGGACCCCGAGUCGCAUCAUCAAAAGGCUGGGUCAGGAGAUCAACCACAAGGACUCUGUGCUCUACUGGGCCGCCCAGAACGACAUCCCCAUCUUUUGUCCGGCCCUCACCGACGGCUCUCUCGGAGACAUGUUAUACUUCCACACCUUCCGUUCCUCUCCGCAGCGGCUCCGGGUUGACAUCGUGGAUGACGUGCGGCGUAUCAACACCAUGGCCGUCCGGGCCGCUCGUGCGGGGAUGAUCAUUCUCGGCGGCGGAGUGAUCAAACACCACAUUGCCAAUGCCUGCUUGAUGCGAAACGGAGCGGAACACGCCGUGUACGUGAACACCGCUCAGGAGUUCGAUGGAAGCGAUGCGGGAGCUCGACCCGACGAAGCCAUCAGCUGGGGAAAGAUCAAGGCGGGCGCCAAGUCGGUCAAGGUGUAUGCAGAAGCCACCGUUGUCUUUCCCUUGAUGGUCGCAGCUUCCUUUGCGCGGGCUGAUCAGGACGCCUCGACUGGGGACGACGUUUCUCGCAACUGA